This is a messenger RNA of Rubroshorea leprosula, 1838 nucleotides long. NCBI's taxonomy places the organism in Eukaryota, Viridiplantae, Streptophyta, Magnoliopsida, Malvales, Dipterocarpaceae. The record is from the annotation of a GenBank genome assembly.
AAAAAAAUAAUAUCCAGCCAGAAAGAGGGAGAGAGAUUCAGAGACCCAAUUGCAAUUAGACCCAUCAGCCAUCAUCCCAACACCUCCUGUACCCAUAAUCAUUCAAAAUCAAAUACCUACCUCGCUUUCCUCCCCAGAAACACGGAAACAAUCCCAAUACCCAAACGGAAAUCCAUUUUCUUUUUCAUCUAUUUGUAUGUUUUUCUUUGAAAUUUUUUAUUUUGUUUGAUACCCAGUUUUUCCUUUGUUCUAGCUGUUGUGAAUUUCAGAAUUUUUUUUUUUUUGUUUCUUUAAAUCGAUCGAUCAAUUAGUCGAAACCUAAUGGCUUCUUUCUCGAUGUCGUCUCCUCUGUUCUUCUAUGUUACUGUCUUCUCUUUGAUGAGGUGCGUUUGGUCGUCGUCCUUUAUGUGCCCUCAUGAAUCCGACAUGUUCCUCUGUAAUCUUCGAAAUCAGAGCUAUCCUUCGAUCGCGCCGUAUCCCCCUCUUGAGGUGGACGGAAACUUCCUUGACAGGGCAUUGAUUUCCAAACAGACAAAGACCUACAUUUCUGUGCUCUUUUAUGCUUCCGGGUGCCCAUUUUCACAUGGUUUGCGUCCUAAAUUUGACAUCCUCAGUUCGAUGUUUCCUCAAAUAGAGCAUUUUGCAGUUGAACAAUCAAAUGCCCUACCAAGUAUAUUUUCAAGGUAUGGAAUCCAUAGCUUGCCAUCGAUCAUAAUCAUUAAUCAGACGUCAAGGGUCAGAUAUCAUGGUCCAAAAGAUCUUCUCUCCAUUGUGCAAUUUUAUCAGAAAACUACCAGACUUGAACCAGUUCAAUAUGUUACUGAAGAGGAACAUCUCAGAUUUGGGGAUGGUCAUAUGUAUGUCAUGCAGUCAUGGAAUGGGUCGUCAGUAAAUGAGAUGGUGAAAAGGGAGCCCUACUUAGCAUUUGCUGUGUUAUUUCUUUGCCUAAGAGUGCUCCUAUCCAUAUUCCCCAAACUAUUAUCUCGUCUCAAAGCCUUCUGGUUAUCAUAUGUUCCCCAUCUGAACUUGGAAAUAUUCGGUGAGACAAGUCAGUUGUUCGGGCGUGCCCUUCACAUGAUUGAUGUGAGGAGGAUUUGGACCAAGCUGCGGAUAUGCAAGACCAGGAAUUUCCAUCAACGUGCAAAAAAUGCCCGCGUUUGGGCUUCUCUGGCUUCCGUCUCCUUGGGUGAAUCGUCUUCUGGUAGGUCAUCAAACUCAUCUUAGGGCUCACGAGAUCAAAUCCAAAAUGAUAGUAGCGGAGCUUAUUGACCAGAUAGUUUCAUACAAAAAACCAUUGUGGUUUUCGGACUUGUUGUCUUCUCAUUCCCUUACCUUAAAUUCUAUUAUAGUCGAGAUAGCUGCAGCUGAUGUCCUUGUUUGAGUUGGCUUUUUUGUUUUUGGAGGAAACCAACGAGCAUGUAAAUUUGAGGACUGCUCUCUUUUUUUUUUUUUGUGUAUAUUACCUGUCCUUCGGGGGAACAUCUUCACACCAGUGGAAUGUAAGCUUGUUUAGCUCUCUGAUGUCUCUAUGUGGAUUGUUGAUCUCAAUGGUCUGAUGAUUGUACUCGGGAGCACGUUCCCAAGGUCGCAGACUCGCUGUAUUUUCGACGAACUCAGUAGGUAGCCCACUUCUUUUUAACCAUCUAAAUUACAAAACAUAGAUCAUCUAAUUAGAAGGUAUAUCAUAUGGUAUACUCCUAUAUUUAGGAAUUUACUUGAUUUCAUAGUUUAUGUUGUGCAACUCCUUGACUUAAUGGAUGGUUUUUAAUUUAAAAUUUGUCUCUGAAUGUUAGCAGUUGUUUUUUUUUUUUUUAAGGAGAUAAAUUGUUUUUUAUCUA